Manihot esculenta (cassava) is the source of this 4768-nucleotide messenger RNA. Its product is annotated as E3 ubiquitin-protein ligase RKP-like. The transcript is spliced from 12 exons. Lineage: Eukaryota; Viridiplantae; Streptophyta; Magnoliopsida; Malpighiales; Euphorbiaceae. The record is from RefSeq and is a predicted model, not a curated record. Gene Ontology annotation, molecular function: ubiquitin-ubiquitin ligase activity; protein binding. The coding region runs from base 373 to 4359 and encodes 1328 amino acids. Gene Ontology annotation, biological process: ubiquitin-dependent protein catabolic process; protein ubiquitination. Gene Ontology annotation, cellular component: ubiquitin ligase complex; cytoplasm.
CACACUUCCCAGUUCCCCCCCCCCCCCCCCCCCUUUCUUCCUCUCAAAAUCAUUAUUUUUCCCCAAAUUACUCUCUCUAAAAAGCAUGUUUUCUCUCUCUAAAUGGCAAUAACAACCCUAGUAUGGGCUCGCCGCCUUUGCUAUUUCGAGUAAAAGGAGCAUAGCAACGCAAUGACCUGAUUAGGUGUAAUAGUUCGAGUUGUGAAUUUUGCAAAAUUUUGAAGUUCCGGAUCAGAAGGAUGGCGGGAGUUUUAUUCGGUACGGGUUAGCAUUUCUGGAUGCAAAAUUGAAUUUGGAAGGUUAUCAAGGUUUUCAAUUUGAAAAAUUUUAGUGGGUGCUGUUAGCUGGACAGAUUGUGUUUUUCUUAUUCCAAUGGCAGAUGAUGGCAUGAGGGUUGGUGGGCUUUCAUCUGGCUUGGCUAUAUUAUUGAGUGGGGAAGAUGUGAAGGAGAAUUCCUCGAAAACCCAUUUGGUUUCAUAUUGUGAUGAUUUUGGUUGUCAGCCUGUGGAACGGGCUCUUGAAUACAUUUUUGGUCUGCCUAACAAAUCAGUUGGUCCAUUGACUGGUCCAGUUGACACUGAUUUAGUCCGCUCUAUUAUCAAGAAUAAGUUCUCCAAAUUUCAUGUGAAUUCUGAUACUUUGGCUAGCAAUAGGGAAGGAAUAUGUAUUUUUGACGAUGGCUGUUGGCCUCACAAAGUUGGGCUUGAAGAAUCAAGCAUUUGUGGUGAUAUUAGAAUUGUUAAGCCCCCUUUUCUUCUGGAGAGUUUAGCAAUGUUCAGUAGCACCAGGGCUAAUGUCUUUGUUUGGAAAGGAAAGUGGAUGUAUGAAGUUAUACUGGAAACUUCUGGUGUACAACAGCUUGGAUGGGCAACCCUGUCUUGCCCUUUCACUGACCAUAAGGGUGUAGGCGAUGCAGAUGAUUCUUAUGCAUUUGAUGGAAAAAGGGUUAAAAAAUGGAAUAAAGAGCCUGAGCCUUACGGUCAGUCGUGGGUUGUUGGUGAUGUCAUUGGGUGUUGCAUUGAUCUGGACCAGGAUGAGAUAUUGUUUUACAGAAAUGGUGUAUCUCUUGGGGUAGCCUUUCGUGGCAUUCGCAAGAUGGGACCUGGAUUUGGAUAUUACCCUGCAAUCUCUCUUUCUCAAGGCGAAAGAUGUGAAUUAAAUUUUGGGGCUCGACCAUUUAAAUACCCCAUUAGGGGGUUCCUUCCCCUUCAAGAUCCUCCCUCAGUAAAUCUUUUGGCUACACAAUUGCUUCGAUGCUUAUCCACGAUGUUUGAUAUGCAAUAUAUGGAUCGAUCCGAUAGUUCCUCAGUUGGGAAAUUAAGAAGAUUAAAGAGGUUUGUAUCACUUGAGGAACUAUUUUAUCCUGUUUGUCAUGGGGUAUGUGAGGAAUUGUUCUGUAUACUUGAGGCAGAUGCAGGGAACAUAGAGUAUGUAGCGUGGGGUCCGCUUAUUUCAUUUAUGAUGGAGGUCUUCAGGUUGCAGCCAGAUCAUGACUAUUCAAGUUUGGAUAGAUUUAUAGAUGUGUUUCUAGAGUUUCAGGAAUCGUGUGGGAUGUUUGAGUGUGUCAUCAAUGCCCUUUCGAGUUGCUGCAGAACAGCAGCAUUGGUUUUAACUGAAUGCCCAUACUCAGGAUCUUAUUCUUAUCUUGCAUUGGCAUGUCAUAUUUUGAGAAGGGAAGAAUUAAUGGUACUCUGGUGGAAGUUGCCAGAUUUUGAAUUCUUGUUUGAAGGUUUUCUAUCACAAAAGAGUCCAAGCAAGCAGGAUCUUUCCAUCUUGAUGCCUUCUGUUUGGUGGCCUGGUUCAUGUGAGGAUAUUUCCUAUGAAUCUAGCAUGUUCUUAACAACUACAGCUUUAUCUGAGGCAGUCAACAAGAUUGAGGAGAAGCAUAGGGACCUCUGUCUUUUGGUUAUACAGUUUAGACCACCUACAACACCUCCCCAGUUACCUUGUUCAGUGUUUAGGACAUUUUUACAAAAUCUUUUAUUGAAGAAUAGGGGCGCAGAUCGCAAUCUGCCACCUCCUGGAGUUUCAAGCAAGUCUGUUCUUGUCUCUUUGUAUACAGUCAUACUACAUUUUCUAUCUGAAGGAUUUGCUAUGAGGGACAUUUGUGGUUGGUUGAAGAGCUGUGAAACAAAUAAUUACAAUGUUGGAUUUCUUCAUAGAGGUGGUGAACAGAGUUUCCUGGUGGAUUUAUUUCUGAAAAAUGAUUCUUAUCGAACUGACAUUUCAAGACUAGGGGGAUCAUUUAGUCAUCUAUCAAAAUCUCAUCCUGUACAUGAUCAGGAAUCAGAAGUAAUUCGGUGGGAAGAAGGCUGUAUGGAUGAUGAAGAAACCAGAGUAACACAUAAAACUACGCAGAAACCAUGUUGUUGUUCAAGUUAUGAUGUUGAGUAUUCAAAAAUGUCAAAGCAUCCAAUUAGAUAUACAGCAAAAGGUUCUCGUGUCCAUUGUACACCUAUGCCAGAGAGGUCUGCUCAUAUAGGUGCAGAAUGCAGUGCAGGAAAUUUGAAUGAUGAAAUUGCAGAUAAGCCUAGCACCAGUGAUCAAUCUGAGUCGGAGUUUGGUUUUUGCCCAGUGCAAGAUAUUAGGAUUGUGCCAAGGGAGAGUAAUAUCUCUUCAGCUACACUAAGAGAAGAAGAACUUUUAGAUACUUUGUUACUUUUGUAUCACAUAGGCGUUGCGCCAAACUUCAAACAGGCAUCAUACUACAUGUCUCAUCAAUCACAAUCAAUAUCGCUUCUGGAAGAAACUGAUAAGCAAAUAAGAGAAAGAGGUUGUAGUGAACAAUUACGACGAUUGAAGGAAGUGCAUAAUGAUUAUCGAGAAGAAGUUAUCAAUUGUGUUAGACAUUGUGCAUGGUAUCGCAUCUCCCUAUUCUCACGUUGGAAGCAGAGAGGAAUGUAUGCAACAUGCAUGUGGAUAGUCCAACUGCUCCUGGUUCUUAGCAAAGUGGAUUCUUUAUUCAUUUAUAUCCCUGAAUUUUAUCUUGAAACUCUGGUAAAUAAGUUCUUCCGUGAAACUACUGGGAAGGAUGCUAAUGUGCUUAUGAACAUGACAUUAGAAGCACACUUAUGUCCUUGGUGUCACCACAAUCUUGUUCACAACUUUGAUAUUGCUGCAAAUAUUGUUAAAUCUCUUGCAAAUCGAGUUGACUCUUUUCAUGUGUUGCGCAAGAGUGAUCCUCCAUUUGUUCCUUCUGCAAUAUUUAUUAACCAAGGACUCGCAUCAUUUGUAUGUUUGGUCACUUUCAUAGUUACCCACUUCAAUGACCCAAGGAUAUUGAGCGCAGAUCUCAAGGAUCUCCUUCUCCAAUCUAUAUCAGUCUUGGUACAGUACAAGGAAUAUGUGGCAGUUUUGGAGAGCAAUGAAGCAGCCACGCAGAGAAUGCCAAAAGCAUUGCUGUCAGCUUUUGAUAACAGAUCUUGGAUUCCAGUCACCAACAUUCUUCUGCGAUUGUGCAAGGGUUCUCGCUUUGGUUCUUCAAAAUAUGGAGAAUCAUCAUCAUCAGUUGUUUUUCAGAACUUGUUGCGGGAAGCUUGCGCCAAUGAUGAAGAAUUGUUCUCAGCCUUUCUGAAUCGCCUAUUUAAUACUCUUAGCUGGACAAUGACAGAGUUCUCUGUUUCUAUUCGGGAAAUGCAAGAAAAACACCAGGUAUCGGAGUUUCAGCAAAGGAAAUGCUGUGUAGUAUUUGAUCUCUCAUGCAACCUUGCAAGGCUUUUGGAGUUCUGUACCUGUGAGAUUCCGCAAGCAUUCAUAUCAGGAACUGAUACAAACCUCCGGAGGUUAACUGAAUUAAUUGUUUUUAUUCUCAACCACAUAACUUCCGCUGCGGAUGCUGAAUUUUUUGACUUGUCAUUUCGAAGACAUGGUCAAUUGUUGGAAAAAGUAAGUCGAUGCAUGAUAUUAGCACCUCUUAUGGGGAUCAUUUUGAAUUUGUUGGAUGCAAAUGUGGAGACAGAAUCUGGAGGGCAGAAUGAUAUUGUAGAUGUUUUUGCUAGCAUGGACUGCCCUGAUACCAUGCAUUGUGGAUUCCAGUAUCUCUUGGAGUAUAACUGGCAGGCUGGUUCACUCAGAGGGGAUGCCUAUCUGGGAAAGCUUGGGCAACUUGAGAACUUCUUGAGCCUUCUUAUCAGCCGAAUUGAGGUGCAACAAAUUGAAAAGAUGAGAUGUGGAGAAACAGAUGGAGAUGAUGGCAUCUGCUGCAUUUGUUAUACAUGUAAAGCAGAUGCGAAGUUUAUUCCUUGUUCUCAUAUCUCUUGCUAUGGCUGCAUCACAAGACAUCUUUUGAAUUGCCAUAGAUGUUUCUUUUGCAAUGCAACGGUGUUGAAGGUCAUUAAGAUGGACGAAAACAGAAUCUAAAGUCUGAUAUUCUGUAUUUUCUCGUUGCCUGGGAUGUCUUCGCUUCAUGAAAUCUUAGCCGGUAAUAAAUUUUUCGGUUGCUGCUUCGUGGGUUGUGGAAUCCCUGUUUUAUGGUGUUCCAGAACUUACGGCUUUUGCAUCCCUAGGUUUGUAAAGCAACGGCAUAAAAGCCAAAAAUAGGAAGAAAAAUAGGUGAUAAAUUAAUGAAAGAUGGUGCAAUAUGAAAUAUGAUAAUAUAGAUGGUAUAGUUGUGAAGGUGAAAAGUGGGAAUUCAUUUAAGAAUUUUGUAGGGAAAAUUGAGGGCAUUAUUCUGUAAAUAUGAGCUGUAAAUGUCAAUGCAGAUCUCUUCUGUUCUCACUUCUUGUUUUAAUAUUAAGCAGAAGUGGUGUUUACUGCUUUUCGUUGUUAA